Messenger RNA from Sardina pilchardus (European sardine), 4514 nucleotides. It is a transcript of the gene acvr1ba, whose product is annotated as activin A receptor type 1Ba. Lineage: Eukaryota; Metazoa; Chordata; Actinopteri; Clupeiformes; Clupeidae. Gene Ontology annotation, biological process: cellular response to growth factor stimulus; nervous system development; activin receptor signaling pathway. The transcript has 9 exons. Gene Ontology annotation, molecular function: activin binding; ATP binding; activin receptor activity, type I. The coding region runs from base 70 to 1578 and encodes 502 amino acids. Gene Ontology annotation, cellular component: plasma membrane; activin receptor complex. The record is from RefSeq and is a predicted model, not a curated record.
CUGGCGGUGUAUGGUUUGUGGUUGUGUUAGGUCUCGCUCUGUUGUCAAUAUCACACUCCGAAUGCAUUAAUGCGAAGCGAUGGGAAUCCUGCAGUCAUGUCUUCUAAAGGAACUGCAUUAACGCUAAUUGUUCUGUCCGCCCUGAUAGCGAUUGGUGAUGCUCUGAGGUGCAACUGCACCAACUGUGAGAGCAACGGCUAUGAGUGCGAGACGGACGGGGCCUGCAUGGCCUCCACGUCCAACAUCGGCGGCGUGGAGCAGCACGUGCGCAUCUGCAUCUCGCGCGACAACCUCAUGCCGCCGGGGCAGCCCUUCUUCUGCCUGAGCGCCGAGGGCUACCUCAACACGCACUGCUGCUACACCGACUACUGCAACAGCGUCCAGAUGCCAGUGCCCGAGCAGGAUGUCGCCCCGAGCAGCUGGGGGCCGGUGGAGCUGGUGGCGGUGAUCGCGGGGCCCAUCAUCCUGGUGUGCCUGCUGCUGAUUGUGGGCGUGCUGCUCUUCCAGCACCACCAGCGCACCUACAACCACCGGCAGCGGCUGGACGUGGAGGACCCGUCCUGCGACCACCUCUACCUCGCCAAGGACAAGACGCUGCAGGACCUCAUCUUUGACUUGUCCACGUCUGGCUCUGGCUCCGGCCUCCCCCUGUUUGUGCAGAGGACUGUGGCCAGGACAAUUGUCCUGCAGGAGAUCAUCGGGAAGGGCCGCUUUGGCGAGGUCUGGCGGGGCAAGUGGCGAGGAGGUGAUGUGGCCGUCAAGAUCUUCUCUUCGCGCGAGGAGCGCUCUUGGUUCCGCGAGGCAGAGAUCUACCAGACCAUCAUGCUCCGGCACGAGAACAUCCUGGGCUUUAUCGCAGCAGACAACAAGGACAAUGGCACAUGGACACAGCUGUGGCUGGUGUCGGACUACCAUGAGCACGGCUCACUCUUUGACUACUUGAAUCGCUACUCGGUCACCAUCGAGGGCAUGAUAAAGCUGGCGCUGUCUGCGGCCAGUGGACUGGCCCAUCUGCACAUGGAGAUCCUGGGCACACAGGGAAAGCCUGGUAUAGCACACCGUGACCUCAAGUCAAAGAAUAUCCUGGUGAAGAAGAACGCCACUUGUGCCAUCGCUGACCUGGGACUGGCAGUGAGGCACGAGUCUUCCACUGACACCAUUGAUAUCGCACCCAAUCAGAGAGUGGGCACAAAAAGAUAUAUGGCUCCAGAGGUUUUGGAUGAGACCAUCAACAUGAAGCACUUUGAUUCGUUCAAGUGUGCUGACAUCUAUGCGCUGGGCCUUGUAUACUGGGAGAUAGCGCGGCGCUGCAAUGCUGGAGGUAUUCAUGAAGAGUACCAGCUGCCCUACUACGACCUGGUGCCCUCGGACCCGUCCAUCGAGGAGAUGAGGAAGGUGGUGUGUGACCAGAGACUGCGGCCCAAUGUGCCCAACUGGUGGCAGAGCUAUGAGGCACUGCGAGUAAUGGGGAAGAUCAUGCGGGAGUGCUGGUACACGAAUGGUGCGGCGAGGCUGACCGCCCUGCGCAUCAAGAAAACGCUGUCCCAGCUUAGUGUCCAGGAAGACGUGAAGAUGUGAGACGAGCUCGGUAAGGCGGCCCGGAACGGCCUCGCCUGCAGGACACUUCCACGGCGAUGCACCGACCGACCGAGCCGAGAGCGCACAGACUCUGAACUGGGAGAGUGGGAAAGAAAAAGAAAAGGCGAACAGAGCGAAAGGUUUAUUUUACGGAAAAAAAAAGACCCUGCCAGUUUUUUCAAAGCCACACUUCUGUGUUGUAAAGAGGUCUACCUCACCUUUUUUAGCCAAAACUACUGAAUCUAGCAAUUCCUCCACCUCCACCUCCACCUCCACCUCCACCUCCAACUCCAGUCCAACACUACCAACCCUCCAUUGGCCCACCAUCCCCAUCUUUCAGGAUCCGUCCGACUCUGAAGCCACUCCACCCACCUGCUGACCACUCCCUACAUCCUCCACCUCACCUCCGCCCCUCUCCUCGCCCGGGCCUCCCGUCGCUGAAGCAGAGGGCCACCUACUCCUCCUCCAUCCACUGCACUCCUUCACCUCCUCCGCCCAGUGUUUGUGGAUCCCUUCUUUUGUGUUUGAUGGGUUUUCUGUUCUGUGCGUUUCAUGGCAGGAACUACUAAUGUACAGUGAAAUAUCUGUUUGUUUUAGGAUUUCUCUUGCAGUUUUGAAACCUUGCCACUCUUUUAUGUCCUCCCCCUGCCAUUUUCUAGUAAUGGGACUACAUGAGAGAGAUUUUAGACAAACAGUUGUAGCUCUACACUACAAUCAGACCUAAAGGUUUGUCCACAAUUAUAUGGGAUUUUUUUUUUGUUAUUUUUCCUCCACUUUUUUCUCAUACCAUGUUAUGCGCUACUGAUGUUGUAGAGAAUGUGAAGGGGGAAAAAAGCAAGACACCCUUUCCUUCUUCUGAGGUCUGAUGCAUUACAAUAGCAUAGGCAGGGAUGUAGCAAGCCUUGAUGUCUGUGACUGUGUUCAAGUGUCUAUGUGAAUAUACAUAUAUAUAUAUAUAGACUUCGUAUUAUAGCUCUGAUGUAAUAUUUAAAAUUGCAGGAGGGGUGAGCGGUAUACUACACACACGUCCUUGGAAAGAUCCUCUGUGUGAGAGAGGACCUUCCUUAUGGCAAUGUAUUAGUCAGGCUACAGCUUAGGCCUGGAGAUGUGGUUCGGACUGUUUGGGUUCAAUCCCAGUCACAGCACCACAAUGCUGCAAACUCUGUGGCUGUGCACGUGUCUGUCUGAAAUGAUUUUAUUGUGAUUUGAAUCAUUAAGGAUCAAUCUCCAUGAUUCGUUUUCUUGAGGACUUUUAUUUUGUUCAUUGUUUUGGGGGUGAUUGACGUUUUAUUUAUUUGUUAAUAUUUUAUAUAGUUUUUUUUUCGUUCACUGUGAUAUGUCAAUCAGGGGAUUAUUGUCAGUGGGGCCCAGGUCACUGUCAAACAAUGGCUGAUAGAAGUGACAGAAGUCAGAUAAUCACGCCUGCGCGAUAUGCUGGAGGGCCAUACAGUAAGAGAGUGAAAUGCUUAUGGAAGGGGAAUGACUGGCUGCACUGUCUUGUGAUGAGAAAAAAGAGAGUGUUUUUCCUACUUUGGUUUCUGAUUUAUGUAGAAAAGGAAAAUCCCUUUUUUUUUGUUUUUAAAUUUCUGUAAUAAUACCUGCAAAUCAUCCUUUAUGACAAUCUUUGAUGGAACUGACAUCUGUGGUUUCACAUACUGAUUCUAUUGUCUGGGCACUGUGAGAUGUCUUUGGGAAUACGGUUGAAUGAAUAAGAACUGAAUGCUGGUUCACUACCGAGUUCAUGCAUUAUGUAUAUUUGUAUUGUAAAGUAUUGCAUCUUUUAGCUAAUCAAUAUCACUUGUUUAUAACAAACUACUCCAGAUAUACCUUUUUUUUUCUUUUCUACUGUUUGUAUUUUUAGCUUUCCAAACAAACUUGAAGGUACUACUGAUCUAAACUACUACUCUGUCUCCUGUUGCUGUCCAUUUGUUGUCAUCUGGAGCCAUGACCUUUUAGUAAAGACAUUUUUACUUGCACAGUUAGAUUCUUCUUUCAUUUAAAACUGCUUGGGCUGCAGCAGGUCACGUGUGGAAGUAUUAAGUCCAUGUAAGCAGGACUCAACCAUCCAAUAAAACACUCGUUCCUGUUGUGAAACGCCACCAAUGUCCUGUUCCUGUAGAGGUGAGGGGCCCAGACUCUCAGCACUAGGACAGACGGAACGUCUGCGUUGGUAUCUGGUGUCCGGUGUUCCUUGGCUGAACUACUUGGCCUCCUCCACUAACACCUCCCCCAUGCCAUCCUAUUUAUGAAUGUGAAACAUCAGUCAGUUGCAAUUGGUUACCUUAUAUGACCCUUAAAGAACCCUUGAAGUGGUCAUUAUUAGGCGCAAAAUAUUUGACAAUGAACAUUUGGUGUCCACAUUAUGUGGAGCCAUAAGACAUUUGGGGGACAGGAUCUCAAUGCAUUGACCGUUCUUUUCACUUGAACUGUUGGAACUGUUGUUUUAACACUAAAUGUGACUGCUCAUUGAAAUAUGGUGCUCUGCAUAAAGAAACACUGGGAUAUCAAUCUUUGCUUAAAGAAUGAUCUGAGAUGCAGGUGAGCGUAGACUUGCCCUGUUAUUUAUGUAGGACUUGUUGUCAGUGUCCUCGUCUGUGUGUUCAGAACACACCUGGAGGUGUUGUGAUGAGAGGUGUGUACCACACAGGGUGUGUGAAGAUCCGGGAAAGCUGGCACCGUUAGGCUGACCCGCCGUUGUUUAGCGAGAGUCAACUGGCAUGAUGUAAACCAAAUGUCAAACAUGAUUGUACAUGUUUGGUGUGUCAACGUGACUAAUGCCGUUCAGAUUCUUUGGAUGACAUUCUGCGCCUGUGUUGACAAAGUUGAGUUAUUAGUCAAAACCCUCAACCAUGUCAAAAACGCAAGUCUUUUCAGGAUUAGUUUGAAUAUGUGUAUAUGAAUGAUGCAUUAAUAAACAUUUACUUUCUAAUGUUGUU